Molecule: messenger RNA, 714 nt
Organism: Prunus armeniaca (apricot)
Lineage: Eukaryota; Viridiplantae; Streptophyta; Magnoliopsida; Rosales; Rosaceae
Source: the annotation of a GenBank genome assembly
AUGGAUAAUAUUAAAAUUCCAACCCGUGUUGAGGAGACAUUUAAUGAUCCAAAGUGGGCUGAAGCCAUGAAUAUUGAAAUGGAGGCGUUGCAAAAAAAUAAUACAUGGGACAUUGUUGAUCUACCAAAGGGAAUGAAGCCUGUAGGAUGCAGAUGGGUGUUUACAGUUAAAUAUAAUACAGAUGGUACUGUGGAGAGGUACAAGGCAAGAUUAGUAGCUAAAGGGUUCACUCAGAAAUAUGGAGUUGAUUAUCAUGAUACUUUUGCACCUGUGGCUAAGAUGAAUACUGUCAAAGUUUUGUUGUCCUUAGCAGUAAACUUGGAUUGGACCCUAAGGCAAUUUGAAGUAAAAAAUACAUUCUUACAUGGUGAACUAGAAGAAGAAGUGUACAUGAGUCUUCCACCAGGGUAUAGGGUUACUGGUGAAACAGGGAACGUGUGCAAAUUGAAAAAGGCCAUGUACGGGUUAAAGCAGUCUCCUCAGGCAUGGUUUGGCAGAUUUACCACAGCUAUGAAGAAGUUUGGUUACCGACAGGCUAAUACUGAUCAUACUCUAUUCAUUAAACAUAGGGCUGGUAAGGUGACUUUGUUGAUUAUUUACGUUGAUGAUAUGAUUGUGACUGGUGAUGAUACUGUAGAAAUCGAGGAACUGCAGAAACGUUUAGCAUCUGAAUUUGAGAUGAAAGAUUUGGGCAGUCUGAAAUAUUUUCUAUGA